Molecule: messenger RNA, 2805 nt
Organism: Colius striatus (speckled mousebird)
Lineage: Eukaryota; Metazoa; Chordata; Aves; Coliiformes; Coliidae
Gene: TAF1C
Product: TATA-box binding protein associated factor, RNA polymerase I subunit C
Exons: 14
Coding region: 1-2805 (934 amino acids)
Biological process (GO): transcription by RNA polymerase I
Cellular component (GO): fibrillar center
Molecular function (GO): RNA polymerase I core promoter sequence-specific DNA binding; protein binding
Source: RefSeq, a predicted model, not a curated record
AUGGAGUUCCCGGCCGUGCUCUUCCCCUCGUAUUUCGCCGCCGGGCCGCCCCGGGAGGAGGCGGGAGGCCCCGCUCCGGCCGCCGGCUGGGGCGAGCGCGGGCAGGUGCUGGAGGCCGCCCCCGGUCGUCGCCAGGCAGAGGCAGCGUUCGUGCCCCGCCGCGGCGGGACGGCCGAGAGCUGGAAACCCGCGGACGCCGCCGCCGUGCCCGUCCUGCCUCCCAACGCGAGCUGCUGGAUCCCCUCGCUCACACCUCGGGACAUCCUCUACCACGGCAUCCUGCGUGGGAAGCUCCGGGCAGGCAGGUCUGGAGCCACCCUGGACUUCACCAAGCAGCUGGGGCAUUUCUUUGUGGAUCACCCAGAAGAUGCGUUUGGCUCCCUGGGGCAGUUGCUGCACAAGAACUUUUACCUGGGAAACUCCAAGCUGAGGAGACGAGCCCGGGACAGCACCAUCCGGAUGACAGCCUUAGUAGAGGAAAUUGACCGUCUGGAGGCCAGGCGCGGCUGCCCCCAGCAGCGCAUCGCCCCCCGGCUGCGCUGGUUCUCCCACCUCAGCCGUGACUGGCUCUUCGAGGUACCACUGGGGCUGCUGGCGGACUGCGUGCACGAGGAGCUGCUGCAGCAGUGGGCCAACCUACUCUUCGAUGACAGCCCUACAGGGGGGGCACUGGCCUGGCUGCCCCCUGAAGAUGCAGAGGGACGUGAGGGCCGCCUGGUGUACCCCGGGGGUCAGGCUAUGAACCACCUCUAUUUCCAGGAUGUGGUGCUGGAGGAGCUGCCACGCGCCCGGGGCUCCCCAGCGCAGUUCGAGCUCAACGGCUGGAUCCAGCAAGUGUCUGCUGCUCGGGUGGAUGGGGAAGAUUUCAUCGGCAUCCGCUCAGACUACCACUGCGGUGUUUGGCGGGUGCCAGGCAGGACAGGGGCGGCCCCCGCCCCACUGCAGGUGAUCCGCACCAGCAAGCCUGCCUCCUGCGUCACCGUCAGCCCUCACCUCCCCGGGGAGCUGGCUGUCUGCACCCAGAGCGGAGCCGUCUACCUCUGGAGCGUCGAGACAGGGCUGCAGCGGCUCCGCAGUGACCCCCAGACCAUGUUUUUUCGGGACCAUUCACCCUGGCGCUGGAGCGACUUUACUGCCCACCCGCGGGUGCUGAGCUGUGCCGACCGCACUGGCCUGCAGUGCCUGGAUGCCCGGGCCCCCGAGAGAUGCCACUUUGACUUGUUCAAAGUGGGUGAGGAAUCCAGCUGCCAGCAGGGUGAACGCGUGGUGCUGCCCAUGUACCUGGGCAGGGCUCACCCCUCCCAGCACCUCAUCACCACCCAGUUCUCCGUGUACGUGCUGGACGAGAGGUUACCACUGGUACCCGUGCUGAAGUGGGCACACAUGAUGAAAGCCCCUCCUCUCUUUGCCCAUCUGACACCGGGGGGCCCCAGGAGGACCCAUAAGGUGCUGCUCGGUGCAUCCCAAACCCAGGAGCUGUUGCUGCUGCAAUACCAGGGGGGCAGCCGGUCAGCCUGCCAGCUAGUGGGGACUCCACAGAAGCUGCACAGCAUGGCCGGCUGCCUGCAGCACCUGCCUGCGCAGCUCCCACACCGUCACCACCUGCUCCAGCAGCGCCUCAGCGCCGCGGCUGCAGGACUGGCUGCUGUGCUGCAGAAGGACAGGCUGCACGAGUCCCUAGUGGUUUUCCAGCUCUCCAAGGCCGGAGAUGUCUUCUGCCAGAGGCUGACCCAUGAAGCAGCCCAGCCACCUGCACCUGCCUUGAGGGAUGAGGCCACGACAGCCCCCGGCUCUUCCCCUCUCUUUGAUGACCCAGCCAGCAGCCCACUUGGCUUGGGAAGUGAGGAGGAAGAAAAGGCAGAAGAGGAAGAGCAGGAAGAGGAAACUUUCUACUUGUCCAACUUGGAGGUGAUUAUCAAUGAGGAGGAAGAAGAGGAAGACAUGGGCACGCCAGCAGCCCCAGAGGAAGCUGAUCUGCCCCAGGAGCCCUGUUCCAGCCCCCAGCCUCCCCCUGCGGACCCCAGCCCGGCUGUGGCUCUGCGGUACCGCCGCUGGCUGAGGGCUCUUUCCAAGUGCUGCAGGAAGCCCCCCAAGCACACAUGGCCCCCCACCCUCAGCCAGAGGCGCCUCUUCACUCGCAAGGACCUCAGGGCAGCGUCGGAGCCCAGUGCCCUGCACGACCAGGCGCGGCAGCAGAUGCGUCAGGCCAUGCGCAAAGGGGGACGCAUCCAGCACUGGGACACCUUGGCCCCCCACCCCCCCGCCCCACCACAGCCCUCAGCACUGUCAGGGGGCCCAGAUCCACUCAGCGCCCGGCUGACAGUGGCUUGGUCAGGGGACUGGGAACAGUGGUGGGAGGAGAGGUCGAGCUUCAGCGUGGCGCAGAGGCAGCGGGCGCUGCGGGAGCGGCGGCGGCGGCAGAAGCGAGCCCGGGGCCGGCGCAGCCUUUCGGCCAGCUUCACCUCCUCCCUCACCUACCAGUCAGAGCUGUCAGAGCUGAGCGACGGGGCCCCCCAGCCACCGUCCCCCAGCUGCCCCCGGGAGGGCUCUCCCCCCAGGGCCAAUCCCCCAGCAUCCCCGCUGCCCGACGAGGCCCUGCUCUCCUCUCAGACCCUGCGCCAGCGCGGCAUCCCCAAGGAGCGUCGGAAGACACUGCGGGACUACCUGGGGGUGUGGGCCGAGGGCCCCCCCGAGCCCCCGGAGUUACCUAGCAGCCAGGCCAGUCAAGCCUGCAUCCCCUCCUCCCAGAGCCAACUGUCCUCCGCGUCCCAGCCCCGUCGCAAGCGGCCGCGCAUGGGCUUCUGA